This is a messenger RNA of Scleropages formosus (Asian bonytongue), 2230 nucleotides long. It is a transcript of the gene preb, whose product is annotated as prolactin regulatory element binding. Gene Ontology annotation, cellular component: endoplasmic reticulum membrane. Lineage: Eukaryota; Metazoa; Chordata; Actinopteri; Osteoglossiformes; Osteoglossidae. The record is from RefSeq and is a predicted model, not a curated record. Bases 164 to 1441 code for a protein of 425 amino acids. The transcript is spliced from 10 exons. Gene Ontology annotation, biological process: endoplasmic reticulum to Golgi vesicle-mediated transport. Gene Ontology annotation, molecular function: protein binding; guanyl-nucleotide exchange factor activity.
CGUGUAAUUCGGGAAGUAGCCGCAUAUUACGGUGUCUCUCGGUGCGGUCCAGCCUGGUGACAGCUCACAAUGGGACAUCGGCAGAUUAUAGACUGAAUUAGCAGGCAAGGACGCGGUCACAUUUAGCUCAGCAGAGUUUUGCCUGUGAGUGAGUACGGUGACCAUGGGUCGAAAAAAGAUGGGAGACCUCUAUCGUGCCCCUUUCCCUCUCUACACAGUGCAUGUGCACAAAGAAACUGGAUUGGUUAUCACAGCUGGUGGGGGCGGGGCUUCCAAAACAGGCAUAAAGAAUGGAAUCCACUUCCUCAAGCUGGAGCUGGACAGCGGGCAGCACACUGCCACGUUACUGCACUCUCAUGACACAAACACGCGUGCCACCAUGAACAUGGCCAUAGGCGGUGACGUGAUGGCAGCUGGCCAAGACGGUUGCUGCAGCCUCAUGCGUUUUGUGCUGGGCUCAACCAAGGAGGGCCGCAAAACCGACACCAAGCAGGCAGGGGGUGGUGGUGACCAGGGUGGCCCCAGGCGACGUGGAGGCCGGGGUCAGGCCAGUUCUGCGAGGGAUGGGGCAGAGACGAGAGAUGAUAGCUCCCAGGUACUGGUGCAGGAGCUGGGGGAGGUCUGCUCCGACCUCAGUCCCACCGAUGCCCUGCAGAAGUGUGUAAGGUUCAGCUCUGACCUCAGCCUGCUGCUCACUGGGGGGGCUGACGGCCACGUGCGUGUUUGGGAGUAUCCUGCUCUAAAGAAGAAGUUGGAUUUUAGAGCUCACGAAGGGGAGAUUGAAGACUUGGACAUCAGUUCAGACAAAAAGCACAUUGUAACGGUGGGCCGGGACUUUGCUUGUUGUGUGUGGAGAGAGGACCAGCUGGCCAUGGGACUGCGUUGGCAUGACAACAUGCCCAACAUCACCGACAAGAUGUAUCGCUACCAAGCCUGCAGAUUUGCAAAGGUGGAGGAUCAGCCAGGUGCUCUAAGGCUUUACACGGUCCAGAUUCCCCACAAGCGAGACCGCAGGCCUCCUCCCUGCUACGUCACCAAGUGGGAGGGGCAGAGUUUCCUGCCCCUGCUCACCAAGCCCUGCGGGAGAGAAGUCAUUUCUUGUUUGGAUAUCAGUGACACGGGGACAUUUCUGGGCUUAGGAACAGUAACAGGAUCCGUGGCUAUUUACAUUGCUUUCUCGCUACAGAAGCUGUACUAUGUACAGGAAGCUCACGGCAUCGUGGUGACAGAUCUGGCCUUCUUGCCAGCCUUAGGGAAGGGCCAAAGAGUCUUGGGGAACAAUGAAGCAGCCAUGUUGAGCGUGGCAGUUGACAGCCGGUGCAAGAUGCAUGUUCUUCCUAAUCGCAGGUUCUUCCCCAUGUGGUUAGUGCUUCUCCUGUGUGGCCUCCUCGUGGUGGGAGUGGUUCUCCUUCUACAGCACAUGUUUCCUGGCUUCAUCUAGUUUGGACAUCCUCACCUCCAUCUCCAGGCUGCUUAAACUACAACAUGGAAAUAUUUGAAACAUCAGUCAGAAGGAGCAGAAGACAGUUUAACCAUCUCAUUUUUCUACCGCAGCCGUUACUUUAAUUGUGACUCGGUCUCAGUGGUAAGCGGUAUGGCAAGUCUGUCAAUCCAGGCUCUCAGUGGAGGUGUGGAAAUCCUCCGUUUGCAGCACUGGACCACACCAGAUGCAGUUCUACAGUGCUCUCCCACCGUCCUGCAUAUGCACGGGUUAGACACCUACCCCCAAUAAUGUUUUUUACAUGACAGAUGCCCCCCUAGCUCUAUAGAAGUAUUCAGAGACAGGAAAAUGCAUCAGAUGUUGGUUUUAAACAUUUUGUUUAUUAAAGAACUUAUUGAAAAUAUAGUUUGUUUUUAAUUUUUGUCUGUCUUCCCUUGGAGUGAAAUUUAUUGCAAAUAUUUUGAAUAUUCUCCAAGGUAAAUGUUCAGAUCCCCUUAACUGGCACAUGCCAGUUGCUAUAAAUCUUGUUCAUGUGGAAAAAUAUGGCUUUCUUCUGGGAAAGAGGACAACAGUGCACCUAUGGACCUUUUGUGGUACAAUAUGGGUCAUGAGAAAGAUGCUGCUGUGCCUCCCCUCACCUGCUCAUUUUUAACAUCCACCAUCUGAGGGUUACAGUAGUCAGAAAGCUGUCCUAAACAAGGUUCAUCAGAGGCAAUUACUCUUCCAUUGUCUGGCACAGGCAGACACACAUCCACAGCUGAGUCACUAGUGCAUGUAAACUAGAGGAGA